UCACUCAGAGACAAAAUGGCUUCCAACUUAGAGGAGGAUCUCUGCUGUUCGGUCUGUCAGGAUCUCUUUAAGGAUCCGGUUGUUCUGUCAUGUAGCCACAGCUUCUGUAAGAAGUGUCUGAAGAACUGGUGGACAGAGAAACCAUCAAGAGAGUGUCCAGUUUGUAAGAGGAUAUCGUUCACCAGUGAUCCUCCCUGUAAUCUGGUUCUGAAGAAUCUGUGUGAGUCUUUCUUACAGCAGAGAGAGCAGAGAGCUUCAGAGGAUCUCUGCUCUCUGCACUCUGAGAAACUCAAACUCUUCUGUCUGGACCAUCAGCAGCCAGUGUGUCUCGUCUGCAGAGAUUCAGAAAAACACACCAAUCACAGAUUCAGACCCAUCGAUGAAGCUGCUCAGCAACACAAGAAGAACCUUCAGGAAACUCUGGAGCCUUUAAAGAAGAAGCUGGAGCUCAGGAAGAAAGUUCAGGAGGAGUUUGAUCAGACAGCAGAACACCUGAAGGUCCAGGCCCGACACACAGAGAGGCAGAUUAUGGAGCAGUUUAAGCAGCUUCAUCAGUUUCUAGCAGAGGAAGAGGAGGCCAGGCUGGCUGCACUGAGGGAGGAAGAGGAGCAGAAGAGAGGGAUGAUGAAGGAGAAGAUGGAGGCUCUGAGCAGAGAGAUAGCAGCUCUUUCAGACACAGUCAGAGCCACAGAGGAGGAGCUGAGAGCUGAAGACGUCUCAUUCCUGCACAACUACAAGGCUGCAGUGGAAAGAGUCCAGCGCUGCCCCCUGCUGGAGGAUCCACAGCUGCCCUCAGGAGCUCUGAUAGACCAGGCCAAACAUCUGGGCAACCUGGCCUUCAACAUCUGGAGCAACAUGGAGAACAUGGUGACCUACACUCCUCUGGUUCUGGACCCAAACACGGCUGGUCCAGGACUUCAUCUGUCUGAAGAUCUGACCAGUUUGACUGAAAGAGAGAAACAGCAGCUUCCUGAUAAUCCAGAGAGAUUUGAUUAUAGCUGGUCUGUUCUGAGUUCUGAUGGUUUUAACUCAGGGAACCACAGCUGGGAUGUUGAUGUUGGAAACAGUGAAGGCUGGAUACUUGGUGUGUUAGAAGAGUCUGUUCAGAGGAAGAGAGGCAUAAAGUCUGGAUGGUUCUACAUAGAGUUCUAUGAAGAUGAAUACUCAGCAUUUUCUCCACCAGCUCCUUCCACUCGUCUCUCAGUCCACAAGAAACUCCAGAGGAUCAGAGUGAAUCUGGACUGGGACAGAGGAAAGCUGUCCUUCUCUGAUCUGUAUACUAACACACACAUACACACCUUCACACACACCUUCACUGACAAGAUGUUUCCAUAUUUCUACACGUAUGAAAGAGUAAAGAUUCUACCAAUGAAGAUCUCAGUGAUCAAACAAACAGGAAAUAGUCCAGAGAGAAAAAAACUCAUAAAGAAAACACCCAGGAUUAUCUGUGUCACCUGCCUUCCACUAAGCUACCGACUCAGGCGACCAGGGAGAAAACUGAGGAACCAGAUACUGGAACACAGACUGCUGCUGGAGGAAAAACAAAGAAAUCAAAGUGAAACUUCACUCGGAGACAAAAUGGCUUCCAGGUUAGAGGAGGAUCUCUGCUGUUCGGUCUGUCAGGACGUCUUUAAGGAUCCGGUUCUUCUGUCAUGUAGCCACAGCUUCUGUAAGGAGUGUCUGAAGAACUGGUGGACAGAGAAACCAGUAAAAGAGUGUCCAGUUUGUAAGAGGAGAUCUUCUAAAGAUAAUCCACCUUUAGAUCUAGCUCUGAAGAAUCUGUGUGAGUCUUUCUUACAGCAGAGAGAGCAGAGAGCUUCAGAGGAUCUCUGCUCUCUGCACUCUGACAAACUCAAACUCUUCUGUCUGGACCAUCAGCAGCCAGUGUGUCUCGUCUGCAGAGAUUCAGAAAAACACACCAACCACAGAUUCAGACCCAUCGAUGAAGCUGCUCAGCAACACAAGAAGAAACUUCAGGAAACUCUGGAGCCUUUAAAGAAGAAGCUGGAGCUCAGGAAGAAAGUUCAGGAGGAGUUUGAUCAGACAGCAGAACACCUGAAGGUCCAGGCCCGACACACAGAGAGGCAGAUUAUGGAGCAGUUUAAGCAGCUUCAUCAGUUUCUAGCAGAGGAAGAGGAGGCCAGGCUGGCUGCACUGAGGGAGGAAGAGGAGCAGAAGAGAGGGAUGAUGAAGGAGAAGAUGGAGGCUCUGAGCAGAGAGAUAGCAGCUCUUUCAGACACAGUCAGAGCCACAGAGGAGGAGCUGAGAGCUGAAGACGUCUCAUUCCUGCACAACUACAAGGCUGCAGUGGAAAGAGUCCAGCGCUGCCCCCUGCUGGAGGAUCCACAGCUGCCCUCAGGAGCUCUGAUAGACCAGGCCAAACAUCUGGGCAACCUGGCCUUCAACAUCUGGAGCAACAUGGAGAACAUGGUGACCUACACUCCUCUGGUUCUGGACCCAAACAUGGCUGGUCCAACCCUCCAUCUGUCUGAUGAUCUGACCAGUUUGACUGUAUUAGAGAAACAGCAGCUUCCUGAUAAUCCAGAGAGAUUUGGUGAUAAUUACUGGUAUUCUGUUCUGAGUUCUGAGGGUUUUAACUCAGGGAACCACAGCUGGGAUGUUGAUGUUGGAGACAGUAAAUACUGGAGACUUGGUGUGUUAGAAGAGUCUGUUCAGAGGAAAGGACUCAUAAAGUCUGGAUUGUUUUAUAUAUGGUUCUUUGUAGGUCAAUACUCAGCAUGUUCUCCACCAGCUCCUUCCACUCAUCUUUCAGUCCAGAAGAAUCUCCAGAGGAUCAGAGUGAAUCUGGACUGGGACAGAGGAAAACUGUCCUUCUCUGAUCUGGAUACUAACACACACAUACACACCUUCACACACACCUUCACUGACAAGAUGUUUCCAUAUUUCUACACUAAUAAAACAGUAAAGAUUCUACCGAUGAAGAUCUCAGUGAUCAAACAGCAGCUCUCUUCACUCAGAGACAAAAUGGCUUCCAGGUUAGAGGAGGAUCUCUGCUGUCCGGUCUGUCAGGACGUCUUUAAGGAUCCGGUUCUUCUGUCAUGUAGCCACAGCUUCUGUAAGGAGUGUCUGAAGAACUGGUGGACAGAGAAACCAUCAAGAGAGUGUCCACUUUGUAAGAGGAGAUCUUCUAAAUUUGAUCCUCCCUGUAAUCUGGUUCUGAAGAAUCUGUGUGAGUCUUUCUUACAGCAGAGAGAGCAGAGAGCUUCAGAGGAUCUCUGCUCUCUGCUCUUCUGUCUGGACCAUCAGCAGCCAGUGUGUCUCGUCUGCAGAGAUUCAGAAAAACACACCAAGCACAGAUUCAGACCCAUCGAUGAAGCUGUUCAGCAACACAAGAAGAACCUUCAGGAAACUCUGGAGCCUUUAAAGAAGAAGCUGGAGCUCAGGAAGAAAGUUCAGGAGGAGUUUGAUCAGACAGCAGAACACCUGAAGGUCCAGGCCCGACACACAGAGAGGCAGAUCAUGGAGCAGUUUAAGCAGCUUCAUCAGUUUCUAGCAGAGGAAGAGGAGGCCAGGCUGGCUGCACUGAGGGAGGAAGAGGAGCAGAAGAGAGGGAUGAUGAAGGAGAAGAUGGAGGCUCUGAGCAGAGAGAUAGCAGCUCUUUCAGACACAGUCAGAGCCACAGAGGAGGAGCUGAGAGCUGAAGACGUCUCAUUCCUGCACAACUACAAGGCUGCAGUGGAAAGAGUCCAGCGCUGCCCCCUGCUGGAGGAUCCACAGCUGCCCUCAGGAGCUCUGAUAGACCAGGCCAAACAUCUGGGCAACCUGGCCUUCAACAUCUGGAGCAACAUGGAGAACAUGGUGACCUACACUCCUCUGGUUCUGGACCCAAAUACAGCAGGUCCAGAACUCCAUCUGUCUGAAGAUCUGACCAGUUUGACUGGAGGAGAAGAACAGCAGCUUCCUGAUAAUCCAGAGAGAUUUGAUUAUUGCUGGUCUGUUCUGAGUUCUGAGGGUUUUAACUCAGGGAACCACAGCUGGGAUGUUGAUGUUGGAGACAGUUCAUUCUGGGAUCUUGGUGUGUUAGAAGAGUCUGUUCAGAGGAAUGGAAGGAUAACGUCUGGAUUGUUUUGCAUAGAGUUCAAUGGAUGUAGCUACUCAGCAUGUUCUCUACCAGCUCCUUCCACUCGUCUCUCCAUCCAGAAGAUUUUCCAGAGGAUCAGAGUGAAUCUGGACUGGGACAGAGGAAAACUGUCCUUCUCUGAUCUGGAUACUAACACACACAUACACACCUUCACACACACCUUCACUGACAAGAUGUUUCCAUAUUUCUACACAAAUAAAACAGUAAAGAUCCUAACAAUGAAAAGCUCAGCGAUCAAAUAUGAGCUCUGAUGAUCUCAGCAUGAA
This is a messenger RNA of Xiphophorus couchianus (Monterrey platyfish), 4368 nucleotides long. RefSeq lists its product as uncharacterized. The coding region runs from base 16 to 4353 and encodes 1445 amino acids. The record is from RefSeq and is a predicted model, not a curated record. Lineage: Eukaryota; Metazoa; Chordata; Actinopteri; Cyprinodontiformes; Poeciliidae. The transcript is spliced from 4 exons. Gene Ontology annotation, molecular function: protein binding; zinc ion binding.